AUGUCCCGGAGGACGCUGGGUGGAGGUCGUGUCCUGGGCACCGCGAACGCUCUCUCUCCAGCGGCCGCUUCACUUCCGUCUCCGCAACCAAAGCCAAGGGUUCUGUCGCCCUCCGCCAGCAGCCUUUCUCUCAGUUCGCAAGCUUCCGCUUCCCAGUUCUCAGCAGAGACUCAAGACCUUACCUCGCGCAUCUCUCUCGAGAAUGGCGAUACCUCUAUUUCCGCAGCCCCGGCGGCUGCCGGAGCUCAGCUUGCCUGUCCGAUUUGUAGUGAGGAGAUGGUGACGCUGCUACAACUAAAUAGGCAUCUCGAUGACGUACAUCAAAAUCUAGAAGACGAUCGACAAGAUGAAGUCAAGGACUGGUUCAAAGUUCAGAUGGAUAAGGCAAAACGUUUCCAACCCCUGGCAGUCCUGAAUCAGAAACUGAAAGGACUCGACGUUUUCGAGUCGAACGAAAAUCUCCAGCCCCCCGCAGUCACCGCCAGUAGUAGUCGAUCCUCUGCAGGAGCCCCAACACCUGCCAUCGACGCCCCGAGACCGGUGGACCCUGAAGAUGUGAUAACAAAGGAUCACUGGCAAAUUCGGGGCAUGUACGAUACUUGUUUGGAGCCAUCUUGUGGACAACGACUUAACGCCACCAAUGGCUGCGUUAACUGUCGGAAAUGCGGGAAGUUAUUCUGUGAGGAGCAUACAAUGUAUCAGAUGAAAUUGUCUCGAUCUGCGCAACAUGAACCCGUAAGAGGCAUGUGGUUCAGGGUCUGCGAGACUUGUUAUAAAUCACGGGAGGGAUAUAAUGACCACAAUGGUCUAAUAAGAAAUCGAUUCGAUGAUUUCAAGGCUGUGAGGAAGCCAAUGGUUGAUAAAGCUACAUUAGAGGUUUCUCGGUUGGAGAAGCGUUUGACACGGCUUACCCAACUGUUGGCUAACUUGCCCCUGGAGCAAAUCCAGUCGGGUGGCAGCAAAUUAUGGUCAAUUCCAUGGCAAAGUGAUCAGCGAAAGUCCCUUGAACAAACAAUCGUCAGCUGGCAAGAUGACUCCACUGUUUCUAGAUGUCCAUUUUGCCAGCAAGACUUUACUGGCUACACUUUUCGAAGACAUCAUUGCAGAACUUGCGGGCGAGUUGUAUGCGGUGAUCAAGUGACGGCAUGCUCUAGCGAAGUUCCCUUGAGCAUUGCGCCCUUAUCAAGGGCGCCUGCAGAGAAGUCUGCCAGUACCGGUGUAAUUAACAUCGAUGUCAGGCUGUGUAAAGAGUGCAGAGCAACGUUGUUUGAUCGACGAGAUUUGGAAGCAGAUCUCAUGCGAAAACCUCCGGACCUGAAAGCAUAUGAGAACUUGACGCAAUUCGAAAGGGGCAUCCGGCUCCUGAUGCCUAAGUUUCAGAAGCUAUUGACAGCUCUGCAAGACACAAGACGACCGCCAUCAGGUGCUCAAAUAGCCGAAGCAUCAAAGGUCCGCAAGCGACUUACAGAUUCCUUUGCCCAAUACGAUGUCGCUGCAAGGCGCAUUCGUGACCUCCCAACAAAUUCUCUGACGCAACAGCUCCUUCAGAAGGCGAUCUACCAACAGGCCACCAAUUUCCUCCAUCUACAUAUGCUUCCUUUGAAAUCUCUGCCUAAGAUUCUCAGGCAAGCAACAGCCAACGGACGGCUUCCCAGUGGCACUAGCUCCCCUAACCCCAAUACCCCUCAUAUAAACAGCCCACCAAGUGGUCUACGACCACAGGAAUCCGCCCUUGCAUCUAUAAAGUAUGGAAGAACUGCUGCUAGCGGAAGCAACGCCAGUCUAGCAAGUGAUAAUAGCAGUGCCAUUUCCGCGAUGGAAGCAGAGGAGAAGUCUCUUCGAGAACGACUCAUUGUGCUGGAGGAACAAAAGUUUUUUGUUUCCGAAAUGAUUGCUGACGCAAAUCGUCGCCGUAAGUUCGACGAAGUGAGCAGUCUUGCAAUGAACGUUGAGGAUCUCAGUCGUGAGAUAGACCGUGUCAAUGGCAUGCUGGAUGGGUUGGAUUUUGAGGGCGUUUACACGAGUGGUCAACCGACGCACACCUAG
Messenger RNA from Aspergillus wentii DTO 134E9, 2046 nucleotides. RefSeq names its product putative vacuolar segregation protein (Pep7). The transcript has 6 exons. NCBI's taxonomy places the organism in Eukaryota, Fungi, Ascomycota, Eurotiomycetes, Eurotiales, Aspergillaceae. The record is from RefSeq and is a predicted model, not a curated record. Bases 1 to 2046 code for a protein of 681 amino acids. Gene Ontology annotation, molecular function: DNA binding; metal ion binding. Gene Ontology annotation, biological process: DNA repair.